CUCUUGGCCUUUCGCUGUGUCUGACACCAUCCAGCCUGUGGCAUUGCUGGUGAAGAGGCCUUUCAUAGCUGUGAACACACCAGAAUCCUCAUGGCUGACAGAGCUGCUGUGGACCUUUUUUGUACCGUUCACAGUGUACCAUGUAAGAUGGCUUCCACCACUGUCUAAAGAAGAUGGUGAAUCCCAUCAAGAAUUUGCCAGCAAAAUACAAGAGCUGCUGGCCACCGAGCUGGGCGUGAUCUCCACACAGAUCACUAAAGCAGACAAAGCCGAGCACAUCAAAAGAAAAAGACACACUGCCGCUCAGACUGCACAUUCAAGUAAGAACGGAUUCAAUGAUUUAGGUGCCAGACCUCCCACAGUGGCACAGGGUUUCCUGGGCACAAAUGCAGGAGCUGAAGACACACGAGUAGCACGUAUGGCGCAGCAGGUGAAAGAGGUGCUGCCUGACGUCCCAUUAUCGGUCAUCACCAGAGACUUGUUGCAGACCAACUGUGUGGACACAACCAUAACCAACCUGCUGGAGAAUACUGACCAGUUCACCUCGGAGGCAGCUGUGGGCACACCUUCAGGUCCAGCUAAACAAGCAGCUUCUUCCACUCCGUCUGUAACAGAAUCCACACCCAAUUUGAAGCCAGCUGCCAAAUCUUUUGGGAGAACACCCAUAGACAGACAUAUGUCUCUACAGGAAAGAAAAGAAGCCUUCUACGAAUAUGCAAGAAGACGAUACAUUGAAAAACAUGGACUGAACAAACAGGACGAUCUAUGACCGUGGACAAAGACACACCUGAGGAAUUGUUUAGGAAAGACAGCUGCUUAACACAAAAUCCACAUAGACAAAGAAAAAAUUAUAGAGUUGACCCAGAAUGAAACAACAGUUGAGUUCACCAAACAUGUCGAGAGAAGACUGGAUUUUUUUCCUUUCUUGUUUUUGUUUCUUUGUAAAUCUUCUUGCAUGGCAAUCAUGCAUGUCUUUUUAUUAUUUCUCUCUGCAACAGAAAACAAUUAUUUUGGUAAACAAUUUGUAUUAAGACCCAGUGACCUUGGCACACUUCAUAUUAUUUUUAUAUGGUCCUUGGGUAGAGAAUAGGGGAUCAGAAACAUAUGACAGUGAGCUAAAACACAACUUGAGGUUCAUUAUGUUGUCAAGGAUACAUGUUGAUGCAAUAUCAGCUUUUAAAGACAUUAAAAAAUCAUAUGG
Messenger RNA from Sinocyclocheilus rhinocerous, 1201 nucleotides. RefSeq names its product ancient ubiquitous protein 1-like. The record is from RefSeq and is a predicted model, not a curated record. Gene Ontology annotation, biological process: ERAD pathway. Gene Ontology annotation, cellular component: endoplasmic reticulum membrane. Lineage: Eukaryota; Metazoa; Chordata; Actinopteri; Cypriniformes; Cyprinidae. The annotation marks the transcript as partial. The transcript has 8 exons. Gene Ontology annotation, molecular function: ubiquitin binding.